Messenger RNA from Brassica napus (rape), 483 nucleotides. RefSeq names its product NAC domain-containing protein 6-like. Lineage: Eukaryota; Viridiplantae; Streptophyta; Magnoliopsida; Brassicales; Brassicaceae. Bases 1 to 483 code for a protein of 160 amino acids. The transcript is spliced from 2 exons. Gene Ontology annotation, biological process: regulation of DNA-templated transcription. Gene Ontology annotation, molecular function: DNA binding. The record is from RefSeq and is a predicted model, not a curated record.
AUGUAUGAAUACAACGACGAAGAUGGAGGGAUUCAGUUUCAACCCUACGACGACGAACUCAUCAACGAAUAUUUAAUCCCCAAAUUGGAAGGUAAACCGCGUAGAGAGAUCACUAUGAAGGAUGUUUACUCAAAGGAGCCAUGGUUGCUGGACCAUCCCAUGGGUUCGUUUUUCAAGAAGAACGAAUGGUACUACCUUGUGACAAGGACUCAACUCGCCAAAAAGAACAUUGGUUGUGGUCAGAAAGCGAAACGCAAGGUAAAUAACAAGAAGCAGAAGAGCGGAGACGGUACUUCUUGUAAUGUAUCACGAGACAGCGAGAGCUGGAUUAUGACAGAAUAUAUGCUUCCGGAUGAAAAAGGCAAGUUUCAUGAACUGGUCAUCUGCAAGAUUCAUGUGAUCAAGAAUUCCAAGAAGAAGGAUGAUGAUCAUAAUGAAGCUUGCACUUCUAGCAAUCAUCAUUGUUUGAUCGGAAAACGGUAA